Molecule: messenger RNA, 2949 nt
Organism: Colletotrichum fioriniae
Lineage: Eukaryota; Fungi; Ascomycota; Sordariomycetes; Glomerellales; Glomerellaceae
Biological process (GO): regulation of DNA-templated transcription; circadian rhythm
Cellular component (GO): nucleus; cytoplasm
Source: RefSeq, a predicted model, not a curated record
AUGACCGACGCCCAGCCUACAUCUCAAGGCGGGCGCCAACCGACGUCGCCGAAUGGACACCCGCUACCACGCCGAAGUUCGCCUGAGCACUCAAUCACACUGCGCAACCACCGAUUAGCACACGAAGCAACUGAGAAAGCCGCAUUAACACAAGCCUUGGCCGCUGCCAGCCCGGGAUCGUCCUCGUCGCCAAACCGACAGUCCUCCGGCGAGAGCCACAACACCGGUCCUAGCGAUCCCGAGAAAUGGUUCGAUCAAAACAAUGAGAAUCCCACGACAACGUACGCUGGCGCAAUGGACGUCGAUCCCCCGUUCUUCCAGAAAGAGAGCGACUCCUCCAACGACGAUACGAAACCCUCGGCUUACCCGACGCAUCUGAGACCACCGAUGGACGGAUUGAUGACUGGGGUCAACAAGCCGAGCGCCACUCACAGCAGUAGCGCCGACGACUAUCGAAGCGUAAUUGACGAUUUGACGGUUGAAAUCAAGAGGCUGAGGGAUGAGUUGAAGCGAUAUAAGCAAAAAGGACCGGAGUUGAUGAAAAGGGAUAAGCUGUUCGAGAUCAAGGUCCACGGGCUUCCCAAGCGGAAGAAGAGAGAAUUGGAGAGUACUUUGCGCGAGUUCGCAUCUGGUCUGGAAAGCAGCACCCCAAGCGCCGAAGCUUCGUCGUCUCGAAAGAAAUCGAGGCACAACGCUCAUUUGCACUCAGGUUCUGGUUAUGCGUCGAAGCAUGCAUCGUCUUCUUCAGGCUCUCACUCGAGGCCGGUUGACAGUGCCUAUGCCUCGAUGUCAACUGGAGCAAACUCAUCUGGCACACAUCUCGCCCGGCCAUCCAUCAGCUCCAGAACGAAGUCAUCGGAGCAAAAGGUGGAGAACUACCUCAAGGACAUCCCAGAGGGACUGUACCCGCGACACAUGAUUUUGACGGAAAAGGACAGAAAGAAGUUGAUUGUUCGUCGCCUGGAACAGAUUUUCACGGGUAGAAUUAGCGGACGUAAUCUCGCUCGACCUCAGCCCAAGUCCGCAGCAAAUAUCGCCUCAUACGCCCCGAUCAUGGUGGAGCCGACAACCGGCAACACCACCACUCACCACGGGCCCUCUAAUGUACCCGCCGGUUACUUCGAGCCGUCCCGCGAGGCCCCCAUACUUGCAUCAGAUGGGAAGAAGAAUAUCACCAAAGAUGUCGAAUCAUCAAAUUCCAACGGCGAUCAACGGGAUUCCAGUGGCAACUGGACAACCGCGGCAGAUGUAAGCAGCACUUCACCGCAGGAUCCUCCGCCGCCAGAGCAACGUCCCACCAGACCGCUCGACCUUGAUCCGGACCGCAUGCAAAAUCCGACCGCCAACAUGGACUAUAUCCGUCACUUGGGUCUCGCUCCUCCCCAUUUAACGGCCUUAAUGACUGAUGGCGAUGUGUCCCCGGAUGCUGAUGGGUGGGUCUAUUUGAACUUGCUCUGCAGUAUGGCUCAACUGCACAUGCUCAACGUUGCUCCCGAUUACAUCAGGAGUGCAGUGUCCGAGAAGAGCACGAAAUUUCAACUUUCACACGACGGUCGCAAAAUCAGAUGGCGCGGUGGUACCGAAGGAACCAAAUUUAGCAGCGACAGCUCAGGUAAUACCUCUCAGCUCAGUCGCUCCGACGAGUCCGACGAGGCACAACCAGACAGCCAGAGCAAGAAGCGCAAACAACGCUCGGGGAAGAAUGGUUCUUACUCCACUUCAUACGGAAAGAACUCAUCCAACCAGUCGAAACCGGAGUAUCCAAUUCCAUCGGCGGACACUUUCCACUACAAGCCAAUGUUCGUGCACCAAUCGUCAUCUGCCGAACAGACUUCAUUAGAUGAUGUUGGCUCAUCAUACGGAGCUGAAGAUAGCAACAACGGAGAGUCGCGAUGGGAUGGAUCGGGAUCCUCGCGCUGCAAGAAGCGUCGUUUGGAUGGUGCCAUCAUUUACUACAGCGGUGCUCCAUUCUGUACCGAUCUCUCUGGCGAUCCUGGUGAUGCGUCCCCUGCAUCAUACAUGACCUCAUCUGGUCAGGACCAACAAUUGUCUUCCAGCGAUGGGUUUCUCAGACCUGAUCUUCCUCGCCGCACUGAAUCAGGUUCGGCGCUUCCAUACCGGCCGCUCGUUGAAGGCCGCAAGGCCCCAAGUGUGGCAGUCACAACGGAAAAUGGCUCAGAUGAGAGUGAUGGUAGCAUCGAGGCUGAUUUCCCCUGGUCCAACAUUCCUCAAGACGCUGUGAGCAGCAAGCUAGACGCUUGCGGUCUGGGUGGUGUCAUUCCCGAUGACCACUUUAUUGUGGUCGCCACCACGAAGAGGCCAAAGGUGGAUGUGAAGCAAGAAACGACGAUCAGCUUACAGUCUGAGGAGUUUUCCAAGUUAAUGAGCAGAAUUACAUCGCCGUUGGGUUCUUGCGGGUCCCAGGGAAGAUCAGCAAAGUCCGAGUCUCGCAAGAAAUCACCGAUCAACAUCGAAUACACGUCUAGGUCCGUUCGGAAGCUUAACCCUACGCCUCUGCCGCCGCCGGGUCUUUACUUCGCUUUCGACAGCGACAGCUCCGACAACUCCGAUGAUGACGAUGACGAGUCCAAUGUGGACGAUGAUUCAAAGGUAGGGGGCGUUGUACAAGCUCACGCCCCUACUUUUGACAGACAAUAUCCUGACGAUGUACAGAUGUCGAGCGGCGACGAGGGUGAUAUCGAGCCAGAAAAUGGAGAUGAGAUAGCAGGCGUUGUGGAAGACGAGGAGAGUGGAGCCGAUUUCAAGGUCCCAAUCCCCCCUCGCGAUCUCCGUCGUACCAGCAGCAGCAGUGCUGUUGCGGCCGCGGGAACUGCCCGAGGUCGCAGCAACAGUGCUGAACUCCCAGUUGCCGCCGGCAGUUCAGCCGCCACUGCAGGUGGAGCGGAAAGUGGCUACAGCAGUGGCCGCGAGGAGAGCGGUUCAAGUUGA